Pestalotiopsis fici W106-1 is the source of this 1290-nucleotide messenger RNA. RefSeq lists its product as uncharacterized. The transcript is spliced from 3 exons. NCBI's taxonomy places the organism in Eukaryota, Fungi, Ascomycota, Sordariomycetes, Amphisphaeriales, Sporocadaceae. The record is from RefSeq and is a predicted model, not a curated record. Bases 1 to 1290 code for a protein of 429 amino acids. Gene Ontology annotation, cellular component: nucleus.
AUGAAGCACAUCCUAGCUCGUGAUCCUGCUCGAGCAUGGAUGGCGAUAGGAACAGCUUCAAAGUUGGAGAUGCUACAAACAGCAACACAACGGGAGAUUCACGACGAUAAAGACCUCAUUUCAAGAUGCCACUGGAGUAUAUUCAUCCUGGAACGACUGUUCUUCCCUCAGCUGGUACAGGGAGUCUCAUCGGGUUCACCUUUCCAGUUUCCGCAGAGCGCCCAUCGACCACCUCCUCUUUCACGCAAUGUGGAAGACAUUGCUCAUCUCGAUGGCUCGGCAACCGACGAUUUCAAGCCCGACGAUCUCGGAAUCAAUGCCUACUACAUCAACGGCUUGUCUGUAUGGGCAGAUAUUUCGCUUUACCUGCACAAACUACGAACCGGGGCCAUUGAGCUCGAGCAGCCGUGGUUGCCCAACUCGACAUUUACCAAGCUCAGCAUGAAGGUGUACGAAUCCGAGUCGAGAAUGUCGGACCUUCACUUACUUCGGUCCGUUCAUUUCCACAAGCGAUCGCCAGCCGAAGUUAAAGAACAGCAAGAGUACUGGCGACCCUGGAUCGUUAUGCAGCUCAUAUUCCAUGCUGCUCCUGCCCUCAUUAACCAUCCCUUUGUCCACCUCUCUGCCACGCGACGAGCACGUUUACCGCAGUCUCGCCAUUUCCUCCAGCAGACAGUUGACAAUGCGCUUUUUCACUCAGGGUGGGUAUUCCGCCUAAUUGAGACGUGCGAGGACCUUUUAUUCGACCUUCACGAUCCACUGAUUGGGCAUGUCGUAGCGGCGACAGCUACCAUAGCAUGGCUUUUUCAAUUUGCUGCGGAUUCUAAUGUUUCUGCACGUGCGAAAAGGGGAUUCAUGCAGUGUGGGAAGCUGUUGAGGAGACUGGCGUUGUUAUGGCCCCAUAUUGCACGAAAGGUCGAGAUUAUCGACGCUUUGCAGGCUAUAGCCGAUGCAGGAGUCCCCGACGGUGAAGACCAAAACAGACAUGUCACUUUGCCACUCCCAGAGCUGUGGGAGUUGCUUGACCCCGAUGCCUUUGAAAUAUCACAUAGCAGCCGUAUCAACUCCAAGAGUAGUGGUGCUAGAGGAGCCGGCGAGCCACGAGAUGCCAGGAUCCGAAUGUCUACCCAUUUUGUCCACCCCCUCGACGAAAACUCUGCAGGGCAACAGUCACGCUUAGAUGGCGCGAGUUUACCGACAAAUUUGUUCACGCCCAGCCAGGAACCAUUCGAGCAGCUCUGCAUGGAUGACUUUUUCUUCCAUUUGCAGCCCGACCAGUUUCAAUGGUGA